AUGAAGAAUCAAAGAACAGUUUUUGUGCUUGGGUGCAUCACUACCGGGAUAGUCAUGGUUCUAUUCGGAAUAGACUUCAUGAUGCCAAAGAGAAGCUCGGUUAGGUCUGUAAGCCUUGUCGAAAGAGGAAGGAUGUCUCUAUUUGGGAAAAAGACCUCCACACUGGGGAAGUUUGCCGAAAGGAAAGACAAUGAUAGGAUUGACGUCUUAAGAGAGAAGAUAGAUCUAAUCAACAAGAAGCUGGACAGAGUGAUUAAGAUUGUUGAGGAGCUUAAGUCCUCGAACAAACCCAGUUCUGCAACAAUAGGCAAGGAAGCAAAUGGAAGUACAUAUCGUGAAUCCAGGUAUUCGAAUCUUCAUCCUGAGAGAUCUUCACUAAGCUCCAUGUCUUUGAUUAAUCAGCCCUAUUAUCUAGGGGAGAGGGGUCAAAGCAUGAAUAUUGACACUGCGGAGUCGUCUAGAAAAACCCGCCCAUUCGGUAUAGGCUUGGAUGCCUUCCAUCCUAAAUAUUCUGAUAGCUUUGCUUUACAUGUAUCCAGUAGUGGGAGCCACAGUAUUCCUACCAUCGAUAAGACCGGUGCAUCCAAAGAAACUGAAAGGAAGUUAGAGCCUGAGGCUACUCUUUCCAAGAGUGGAGAGGUGGUAUCUUCCGGGCUUCCAGAAGGUAUCGCCAUUGGAGGCACCAUAUCAGGAGGAGAGCGUAUUGAAAAGCUGAUUGGAGAAUUCCUUAGUGAGGGGUUUGCCAAUGCUAUCAAGCCAUCCCCUGUGAAGCCAGAAGAGGAUAUCAAAGAAUCACAAGAUAAAUCCCGGAUCUCAAAAGAAAGCAAAAGACCAAAGAACGAUAGCAAUGGACAAGUUGGCCUUGGAGGUAGCGGAAGACCUGUAUCCCAGAAGCCUCUACUCACUAAUGAAAAAGGAAGUGCAUACACCAAGAAGAAUACACAGGAGAACAAAGAGGUCCCAACCUCUUCCCUUGACAAAAAGGAUGGAGAGGUUAUAACCAAGGAGACCACAUCAGUGCCAGUAGGCAGUGGACUUCAAAAGCCAUCUGGUUUGGAAACAAAGCCUCUUCCAAGCAGUGGGACUAAAGGUAUGAGUGAAAUUGGAAGGUCUACUAGCCACAGUAACAUUCGUUACGCAGAUGGAAGCAGAAGUUCUGUUCUAUAUCAGCCGGAGAAUGAGAUAAGCUACGAAGAUGCCUCGAGUAGUGGAACAGAGGAAGAAGGUAUUAUGCCAGGUCUGAGAAGCGGGAUCCCGACACCUAGAAUUUCGGUGAUAAAGCUGUGA
Molecule: messenger RNA, 1287 nt
Organism: Encephalitozoon romaleae SJ-2008
Lineage: Eukaryota; Fungi; Microsporidia; Unikaryonidae
Exons: 1
Coding region: 1-1287 (428 amino acids)
Source: RefSeq, a predicted model, not a curated record